CAGGACACUAGGAAGUACUGCAAGACUGUUAGAGAUCAGGAUUUUGUACAGCACACUGGACAGUCUGGUUUAUAUACUUGAUGAAUGAAGAAAAAGCUAUAAGAUUGACAUAAGCAUUGUAUAUUAUGGAGACCUGUUUUUCGUGACGGAUAUUUCAGUCCAGCGCUUAGCUGCACUAGUUCUCAGCCUUAAGGUGUCAAAAUAAGACACGACUCAACUGUUUAUUUAACGUCAUAUAUUCGCGGGAAUUUUGUGCCCGUACCUUAUCUUUAAGGAUGGAUCUUUGACAGUUUUUUUGGGUGGUCAGAAGUUUAUGUUUGUUUUCAAACUCGUGUUCUCGAACUGCAACUUCACUUCUUCCGGGAUCUCCUCAUUAAUCUUCAGAGAGGACCGGUCCUGGUCUCAUUGUGAGAGACUGUGAAAAUGGCAUCAGCCAAUCUGAAGUAUCUCUCUCUGGGGGUCCUGGUCUUCCAGACCACCUCUCUGGUGCUGACCAUGCGUUACUCACGGACCCUACAGGGCGAUGGGCCGCGGUACCUGGCCUCCUCUGCUGUGGUGGUGGCAGAGCUCCUCAAGAUCCUCACCUGUGUGGGACUGGUCUUCAAAGAGCACAGUUUCAGCGGCCGAGCGCUGAGCAGCGUACUAAGACAGGAGAUUCUCCACAAGCCUAUAGAAACAUUGAAGCUGGCGAUUCCUUCAGGCAUCUACACACUGCAGAAUAACCUGCUUUAUGCAGCACUGUCUAACCUUGAUGCUGCUACGUACCAGGUGACAUAUCAGUUGAAGAUCCUCACCACAGCCCUGUUCUCAGUGUCCAUGCUGGGUCGCCGACUGGGGGUUUACCAGUGGCUGUCUCUGCUAAUUCUUAUGGCUGGGGUUGCAUUUGUACAGUGGCCUACUGACUCACCAUCGGAUCCUCAGAAAGAGCAGCUGACUGCGGGCUCACAGUUCGUGGGACUGGUGGCUGUACUGGUGGCCUGUUGCUCCAGUGGCUUUGCUGGAGUUUAUUUUGAGAAGAUCCUCAAGGAGACCAAACAAAGUGUCUGGGUUCGGAACAUCCAGCUAGGCAUGUUUGGGCUUGUGUUCGGGUUGUUCGGGAUGUUUGCCUACGAUGGUGCCAGAGUCCAAGAACACGGAAUGUUCCAGGGCUACAAUAUGCUCACCUGGAUUGUUGUUGCGCUGCAGGCUCUUGGAGGGCUAGUGAUAGCUGCUGUUAUCAAAUAUGCUGACAACAUACUGAAAGGCUUUGCUACAUCACUCUCCAUCAUUCUUUCCACAUUCAUUUCAUAUUUCUUGCUCGAGGACUUCGAACCAACCAGUGUGUUUUUCAUGGGCGCGGCAUUGGUGAUAGCGGCAACGUUUCUCUAUGGUUACGAGGGCAAGCCGGUGGCCAACCCAAGCAGAGCGUGAAAGAGAAAGUGGACGAGAGAUGAGGUGAAAGUGGAGCAGAACAAAAGGAUAAAAUGAGUGGAAGGACGCAGAAGAGGAGGCGUGGAGAGGAGAAAAACAGAUUGAUACAAGGUUGGAUUAACAGGCUGGGCCACUGCUGUGCAGUGCUGAGCUGAGACACUCUGAGAGCCCGAUAACACUGUCGAGUUUAGCGUGAAAUGUAUUCAUCUACGCUAAUAACGUCAGUGUGUGGAAUAAAACCGCUUCGUAAUGUGCCAUUUUUUGUCAGAUGUUUUUGAGGAAUUAAGACUCUAUUAGACAAUCAUGACUUUCCAGGAACUGUAGCGCACGACUUUGCCAGUUUCCGUUCGUGAUCAGUGGUUUUAUAUACAUUCAUCCAUAAGGGGUGAUGGCUGCUUUUGGAUCGCUGCAGUGGCCUGCAGUAAUUUGCCACAAAUUAAACUUGAAUCUCACCAAAACUUGUGAAUUUCAGGUUUCUGAUGGGGUCAUUUCUUCACUGUAUUUUUCAUUUACCAAAUCAAAUCAAACCGCUUCAGUCCCGAAGAAAAAUUUGAAUGUUAUUUUAAUUAACUGGGUUGCUGGGUUAGGUUUGUGCAGGGAUAUCCACAUUUUGUGGAUAUGAUAUAAACUUUUCAUAUGUUUGUAAUUAUUAAUGAUGAUGAUAAUGAUGCUAGGAAGUCAGUUUGUGGACCGUCUCCACUGCCGUGAUUACACUUUAUUUAACAAAUUACCUCUGUCACCAGGCAAUAAAUAAUACUUGAUUUAACCGGUAUAUAUGCAAGGAAUUGCUUUUUUAGGCUAUUUUGCACUAUGUAUGACUCUGUAUUAGUUGCUGGUGAUGAGUAAUAUUAAAUCAGGUGUUGUGUUAAAAAAUAUUUUUUUUCUCAAACAAUACACACAUUUUCACCAGGGCAGCACAAAACUUUAAAGAAAAAAGUUUGGCAUUUUCCAGAUGUAAAUACUGUAAAAACAAUGCAUGCAAGCACAGCAAAAUGAUUGUUCUGUACCUACAUCAAGUUGGUCUGGCAUUUAUUCAGUCAGUUCUUCCAGUCCUUUAGUUUAUGCUGUUAUGCUGUUUUUGAAGUCGGUACAUCCCAUAUGGCAUCAUAAUUUCAGCUUGUACAAAUGCAGUGACUUUAAUGCUCAAGUCAGCUGACAGUUUUAUAUUUUGUAUAAUCAAGAAGUCACUUCAGCUUAAUUUGUGUCGGUGUUGGGUACUGGAGAGGCAGAAGAGGAGAGGUCCUUUGAAGAAAAACAGGUGAGUGUUUUUUGUGCUUUUGAAUGUGGAUAAAGGCCUAUGUGUAUGAUAUGAGGAGGAAGGUCUGGUCGGUUUGUCGUGGGAGUUAAUAAAAGUGGAAAUCUUACUUUUGCCCUCUUGUUCCUUCGUUUCCAGGUGUGCACAACAGUGAUUUUGUAGCUCCAGACAUUUCGUCCAAAGCUUCAAGUUUUGGAGUUAUGUAUAGACCUUCAGGUCUCAGGAGUCUUUAGGGUUCCAGGUUGCAAACGCUGCAGCGGUAUGCAAAUCCAAGUUGUAAUUGGUGGACCUUAGGUCUCCUUAUGCAAAGGUAGGAUUUUUUAAUCGUCAACUUUGAGUCAAACUGGAAUCACAAGGCAAAACUGAAUUCAGCCCAGUUUCAGUAUAAUUUCAAAAAUUGCGCAUUCUAAAUUUUGCACAAUUUCCUUUUUUUGAUAGCGUGUAUCUUAAAUUAGCAUGUGUAGCUUGCCGCUUUCUGAGACUCAGUGGCUCCUGUGUAGUCCAAAUGUUCCUCUCGUAGGGAACAGGAGCCUUUUGUUUCACACGAGGAGGUUUUUCUGGCGUUCUCAGUUAAAACCUCACGGAGUCUAAGCUCAUAUCAGUUUAAAGACACUGAAUUAUUGAAGCUGAAUAACCUACAGACCCCCCAGCAUUUCACAUUUCAGAUGUCUCACUACACUUUUUAAAAAUAAAGGUGCUAAACAAUGCCAUAGAAGGAGAAUUUUCAUUUUUGGGUGAAGUAUCCCUUUAAGUGUAGUUGACUGCAAUCGAAACAUUUGGUUUACAUUGUAUUAAAAUGCGUUUUGCAGUAUUUAUCGUUCAAUUGAAUAAAAUCUUUAAAAAUGGCAGGACAGUAAGCACUUUGCUAUCCUGAUUGUAUUGGGUUGAAUGAAUAAAAAAAAUCUUUAACCAUGCUGUUUAAUCCUGAUCAUUGUAGAUGUUGCCCGAGUUUUUGAUUUUGGGGGCUGUAGAAAUUGAUUGAGAAACUCUGAUCUAUGAUAUCCUAAUAUCAACAGCCUUUGGGUUUAUCAGACUGGUUUUUCUCUUUAGUUCUUUAAAGAGUCCAAAGAGGUUUUAAGGCAUAUGAACAUUUCAGAAAACAAGUAUCUAUUUAAAGGCAUCAGUGUGGAUUAAGGCAAAUUUACUUGUGAAUUGUCAUUGAUUUACAGAUGUCUAC
This is a messenger RNA of Triplophysa rosa, 3842 nucleotides long. RefSeq names its product solute carrier family 35 member A3a (gene slc35a3a). The transcript has 8 exons. The coding region runs from base 424 to 1410 and encodes 328 amino acids. Gene Ontology annotation, cellular component: Golgi membrane. Gene Ontology annotation, molecular function: UDP-galactose transmembrane transporter activity. Gene Ontology annotation, biological process: pyrimidine nucleotide-sugar transmembrane transport. NCBI's taxonomy places the organism in Eukaryota, Metazoa, Chordata, Actinopteri, Cypriniformes, Nemacheilidae. The record is from RefSeq and is a predicted model, not a curated record.